Molecule: messenger RNA, 906 nt
Organism: Nematostella vectensis (starlet sea anemone)
Lineage: Eukaryota; Metazoa; Cnidaria; Anthozoa; Actiniaria; Edwardsiidae
Exons: 7
Coding region: 138-599 (153 amino acids)
Source: RefSeq, a predicted model, not a curated record
CAUCCGCUAUCACUACGCCCUUAUAUAAAACUCCAGAGGUUAUAAUGAACUUGUCACACCACCUCGAGUAGGAACACUAAAACGUCAAGUGAGCAAACGUAACACAAAACAUCAAAGCGCGGAGAACGUCAUACGUCAUGAAGGCCGUUAUGGUAAUUGCGGCUCUCAGCUGGUUUUAUGGACAAGUUCUUGCAGGCCCUCACGACUACGGAUGUGGCAGCAAAGCUCCUGUUAAGAUCGGUUGUUGGAGCAGAAUCGAUACCGGGAAUCUUUUAUCAGAACUACUUUUCACCGACCGAGACUUUUCGAGCAACGUCUAUUCACACAAAUUCGUGGACUGGAACAACUGGCAGACAUACGUAAACGACCUUUUGUGUCGUUGUUCUGAUGCCGCCAAAGCUAAAGGAUACAAGUUUAUUGGUCUAAGGUUUUACGCUGAAUGCUGGGGCCAUCUAAAGUCCCCAGGUGAUUACGCUGUCGCUGUCCCACAAGUGGGAAAGUGCUACCAGAACUAUGGACAGCGUUGCGACAAGGAUGAGAAAAGUUUCGCGUGUGUGGGAGACGCUUUAGCCAUGUACAUCUACAAUAUUCGCGACUGAUAGUUGAGCAACAGACUUAUCAAGGGCAGAUAGUUUUGCUUUAUUGAGGAUUUUACAGAGACGUAACAGGACUGCAACAACAGCAACAGCAACAACAACAACAACAGCCUUUUAUUUACCCAUAAGCUUACAUCCAUUCUUUUAAAGAUACAGAAUAAAUAUUUAAUGGGUACUGGCAUCUGAAAUAACUGGAGGGCUAACGAGGACCGAGGCAGAAAAACAAAUACAAUGUGCGGUGGUUUCUUUUUUCGACCUGCCAUUUUUUCUGAAAAAAAAAAUUAGACAAUAAAAUUCAAACAAAAAAUGA